This is a messenger RNA of Penicillium soppii, 330 nucleotides long. RefSeq lists its product as uncharacterized. The record is from RefSeq and is a predicted model, not a curated record. Lineage: Eukaryota; Fungi; Ascomycota; Eurotiomycetes; Eurotiales; Aspergillaceae. The transcript has 2 exons. The coding region runs from base 1 to 330 and encodes 109 amino acids.
AUGAAACUUAUUGUCCCUGCCACUUCCAUCUCCGUGAUUAUCUUGGGUGACCUGAUACCCACCAUCCGCGCCCAAGACGACUCUAACUCACCUGCUGGGGCACUCGCUGGGCUCGUCCACGACCCGAGUGGUGGCCACUGCUACCAGGCUGCCGGUACUGGAUAUAUGUGCACGGCCAUCUCCGACUCUGGGAAUGAUGUCAGUGUGGUCGCAGUCUUGAACAGGUCGCCCUUAACUGGCAGAGCUGGCAUGGAGUCUGGGUUUUGUGGAGUGCCAUUUACUGUCAGUAUGCUGGGUCCGUUGGCAUCACAUCAUGAGUAUCACUCAUGA